Molecule: messenger RNA, 2763 nt
Organism: Varroa destructor (honeybee mite)
Lineage: Eukaryota; Metazoa; Arthropoda; Arachnida; Mesostigmata; Varroidae
Gene: TM9SF2
Product: transmembrane 9 superfamily protein member 2
Biological process (GO): protein localization to membrane
Cellular component (GO): membrane
Source: RefSeq, a predicted model, not a curated record
UUAUGUGUGCGCCUGGCACGAAGUCCAUCGACGAUGAGCCUGUUUCGCCAUAUCUACCAAGCAGGUCCGUUUUGUUUACGUGUUCUACAGAUCUGUCUACUAUCUAGAGAUUGCCUUCGCUACCACUACAACCGUUCUGCUGUUAAUUGGUCUAUCACAUCUGAUCAGUACCGCCGUCAGCACUAAGUAAAAAGCUUCGGCUGCACCAGUAGUAGUACGAAAUGCAUAGAAUGAAAUAAUAGCAGGCGAUCGCCGUAGAGGAGUGAUACCAGUAAAGUGCGUGUGAAUCUAUGCGGUGACUGCCUGCUGGUUCGCGGCUGCCUAGUGUCAAGAAGCGAAAACUCGAAAGAGCCGUGUCGCUUCUUUUGGUGUCUCUAAUAGAGAAACGAACAGGAUAUAUCGUUUUUUUGUGUCUCUUUUGGCCAUCGUAGUUGUUAUUUCACUCUAGUUAUCAUAUAUAUACUACAAGCGUAUCUUCAGAUCAUUGGGUGGUUCAUUUACAACUCGCGAAAGUUCUUGCGGGUUAGAUUGUACUAAGGUGUCUUACUGCGGUUCGUCCAUAACUGACUGCGUGUCGCCUCUCUAUGACGAUCGAUGUGUGCAUGUGGAUGUUAGUGGGUGAUUUUAUUCCCCCGUGGAUGAAAUUUGUUCGAGGGCAAAGUCGCAGUGAGGUCAGGGCCCGCCGCGGCCGUUGUUUUGGAGACGGACGUCGCACGAACAGCAACUGGGGAGCCGAAAUGGCGACCCCACGGUACUCGUUGCCGCUGCCAAUGGCAUUGUGCUUAACACUGUCGUUGUGCGCUACCCCUACCUGGGGGUUCUAUCUACCAGGGCUUGCACCCGUUAACUACUGUCCCACAGAAGCUGUUACGCCGCAGUGUCAGUCAAAAAUUGCACUAUGGGUCAACCGGCUAGAUUCGGACGAGGCAGUCCUGCCGUACGAAUAUCACCACUUUGACUUCUGUUCUAUUCCUGGCGAUGAUGUCUUUCCGGCUGAAAAUAUCGGACAGGUGGUGUUUGGAGAAAGAAUCCGGCCGUCACCAUAUUCGAUCAACUUCCUCGAGAACCGAACAUGCGUGAAGGUAUGCACGAAAAAGUACGAUAAGUCCGAUGCGUCAUCGAUGCAUCGCCUUGACCUGCUUCGCAAGGGGAUGAUGAAAAUGUACAAACACCAUUGGAUCGUCGACAACAUGCCUGUGACAUGGUGCUAUUUAAUCGAUGCAGUAUCACAAUAUUGUCAAAUGGGCUUCCCGAUGGGAUGCUUUACCUAUCAGGGUCAGAAGCCUCGGGGACUUUGCAAUAUCUACCCUGCGUAUACAAAACCCAAUACGUUCUAUCUCUUCAAUCACGUCCAUCUUACGAUCACGUACCAUCGAUCGGACCCAGACACCUGGGGUUCGUCCUUCAUUGACAAAGGUGGACGUAUCAUCUCUGUGAAGGUAGCACCGGAUUCGAUCAAACAUAAGGCAGAUCCAACGACCGGGAAGCUAUCGUGUGAGUCCAAAGAGCCAAUGACAAUCCCUAUGAACAACAACGACCUUGAGGAUUCUUUCAAGAUUUCGUAUACGUACGACGUUACGUUCCAACACACGGACCAACGUUGGGCAUCGCGAUGGGAUUACAUCUUGGAAUCAAUGCCGCAGACAAAUAUUCAAUGGUUCUCAAUUCUCAACUCAUUAGUCAUCGUCCUUUUUCUAACUGGCAUGGUGGCCAUGAUACUGUUGCGGACCCUUCACAAGGACAUCGCUCGUUAUAAUCAGCUUGAUCCGCUAGGAGAGGACGCACAUGAAGAGUUUGGCUGGAAACUCGUCCAUGGCGAUGUUUUCCGCCCACCGCAAAAAGGCAUGCUGUUGGCCGUGCUCGCUGGGUCGGGUGUACAGAUUUUUAUUAUGACGUUAAUUACUUUGCUGUUCGCCUGCCUGGGUUUUUUGUCGCCCGCUAACCGUGGUGCACUGAUGACAUGUGCGAUGAUUCUCUACGUGUGUCUUGGCACGCCUGCCGGCUACGUGUCAGCGCGCCUUUACAAAUCGUUCGGUGGCAUCAAGUGGAAAUCAAAUGUCUUGCUGACGUCUUUACUUUGUCCAGGCGUAGUCUUCUGCAUCUUCUUUGUGCUCAACCUCGUACUGUGGGCCAAAGAAUCAUCGGCCGCUGUCCCUUUCACGACGUUGAUCGCCCUAUUGUCGCUGUGGUUCGGCAUUUCGCUGCCGCUAACAUUCAUCGGUUCAUACUUCGGCUUCAAGAAGCGAACCCUCGAAAAUCCCGUUCGAACCAACCAGAUCCCGCGACAGAUUCCUACCCAAACGCUGUACACGCAGGCCGUGCCGGGCAUCCUAAUGGGUGGCAUCCUACCCUUCGGCUGUAUCUUCAUUCAGUUGUUCUUUAUCCUAAACUCAAUCUGGUCAUCACAGACAUAUUACAUGUUCGGCUUUUUAUUCCUCGUAUUCGUUAUUCUGGUUAUCACGUGCUCCGAGACGACGAUACUGCUUUGUUACUUUCACCUUUGCGCCGAAGACUAUCACUGGUGGUGGCGAGCCUAUCUGACUUCAGGCUCUACCGCACUCUACCUCUUCGUUUAUUGCAUUCACUACUUUACGCGAAUUUCGAUCUCGGGUGCAGCAUCGACGUUCCUCUAUUUCGGCUACACGUCAAUUAUGGUCCUAUUGUUCUUUUUACUCACCGGAACGGUCGGUUUCUUCGCCUGUUUCUGGUUUGUGCGCAAGAUCUAUUCCGUCGUCAAGGUCGACUAGACAAAUCGAUCGCUAG